AUGAAUCCCUUUGAGGGCUUCUUCCACGGAAUGGCAAGGCAUGUCUUACAUCCCACAUUCCUCCGCAUAACGGGCAACGAAACGCGCAAGAAUCCCGUCCCGACUCCUAUUCCCUGGUACACGCCGCCGCCAGUACCAACACCAAUAUACCAUCACUGGAGAGGCGGGUUUUCUGAUACUAUUGAUGAAUCUAUCUUCGUCUUCAUGGUAGCAGCAAGUGUCUUCACUUGGUGCACCUUGCUUCUCAUCUGGUUUCGAGUGUGGAAAUCAGAGAUCGACUUUCAGCAUGUUCACCCGCUGAGGGACAGAGAGGAUGGAAUGGGAGCUGCGUCUGAGGAGAUGCAGCAGUUUAUUCUGGAGCCUGAUGUCUCUUCAUCCCUACGACCUUCUGGGUCGGUGGAAGAAACACGAGGAGAUUUUGUUGUUGGAGAAGACAGUGAUGAUGAGCCGGACUUGUAG
Fusarium venenatum is the source of this 459-nucleotide messenger RNA. RefSeq lists its product as uncharacterized. NCBI's taxonomy places the organism in Eukaryota, Fungi, Ascomycota, Sordariomycetes, Hypocreales, Nectriaceae. The record is from RefSeq and is a predicted model, not a curated record.